CCCAGGCGAUGUGACGCUCAUUCCGUGUGCUACGGCUGUAGCCGAGAGGAUUCCAGUGUCGCGUUUUUCCUGCGUCUGGCGGAAAGGCGAGCGGAUGGAAAGCACGACUGGCGGCGCUUCACGGGUCCGAUCUGCUGAGUGAACAUCUGUCCGUGUCUCUGCAGACGGAACUUGUUCUUUAGGCCCAAUGGAGCUGGGAACUCAACGAGAGCCGCACGGAGAAGAUCCUGAUCUACGCCCGUCCUUCAGCUGGGAGUCCUGAAAAGCGGGUGUCAUUCUCAAGCCUUCCCUUCCUCUUUCUUUAAUUUUUACCCCACCCUGUCUGGUACAGGCCCACCCUGCCUCCUCUGGCUCGAAAAUGAUUGGCAAACUGAAGCAAAACUUGCUGGUGGCCUGCUUGGUCAUCAGCUCUGUGACAGUGUUUUACCUGGGUAGGCAUGCAAUGGAGUGCCACCAGCGCGAGGAGCGAAGCCAGCCACUGCUGGGCAGCCUGCAUGCUACACUGCGCACUGGACAGAACAUCAGUGCCCCCUUCGUUUACAACAAGGACAUGCCGCUCAUCUUCAUUGGAGGCGUUCCUCGCAGCGGCACUACACUCAUGAGGGCCAUGCUGGACGCACAUCCGGAUGUUCGAUGCGGUGAAGAGACACGCGUCAUCCCUCGCAUCCUGGCCAUGAAGCAGAUGUGGAGCCGCUCAGGACGUGAAAAAAUGCGCCUGGACGAGGCUGGCGUCACAGACGAGGUGCUAGAUUCAGCCAUGCAGGCUUUCUUGCUGGAGAUCAUUGUGAAGCAUGGUGAGCCAGCUACUUACCUUUGCAACAAGGACCCGUUUGCCUUGAAGUCCCUUUCAUAUUUGGCAAAGAUCUUCCCACGCGCCAAAUUUAUCCUUAUGAUUCGUGACGGCAGAGCCUCCGUCCACUCCAUGAUCUCCCGCAAAGUGACUAUCGCUGGCUUUGACUUAAAUAGCUACCGGGACUGCCUCACAAAGUGGAACCGGGCCAUAGAGACCAUGUACACUCAGUGUUUAGAGGCGGCCGACAAGUGCCUGCCUGUGCACUAUGAGCAGCUCGUCUUGCAUCCAGAGAAAUGGAUGCGGACGCUGCUGAAAUUCCUAAACAUUCCCUGGAAUGAAGCUGUUCUGCAUCACGAGGAGCUCAUUGGGAAAGCAGGAGGUGUAUCGCUCUCCAAGGUGGAGCGCUCAACAGACCAGGUUAUAAAACCGGUCAACGUGGAGGCAUUGUCCAAGUGGGUAGGGAAAAUCCCAGUGGACGUGCUGAGGGACAUGCCUGUGAUUGCACCAAUGCUUGCCAGACUAGGCUACGACCCCCAUGCUAAUCCACCCAACUAUGGUCGGCCUGACGCACGUGUCCUGGACAACACUAGAAGGGUAUUUAAAGGUGAAUUUCUGCUACCUGACUUUCUUAAAGAACAAUCACAGCUCCAAAAGUCUUCAGAGAAGCCAAACUCGAGUUAGGAUGCAGAGGGAAUAGAAGGAGUCACGACACCCGUAGAUGACAAAAGCAGGAAAAGAUGCAGCAGGACAAUGGUGUGCUCACGUAACCCUUACUGGAACCUCUGUGCGCUCUUAUUCACACAUCCCCACAGACUCUUAUCACCUGGAUACAAACUUACUCACACACCUUCUUUGGCUCAUGGGCCUGGACCACUAUAUGGAGAACUUUUGGCCUUUGAUGUUGUAUUGUAACAAUUGUGGCCUACGAAUGUCAUUGCUAUGUUGGAUUUCUGUCCAUUUUUUUUGUUUUAUUUCUGGGGUGGUUGUGGGGGAGGGGGGGGGGUGUUAUUAAUUUUUUUGUCACAUGAUAAUCAUCUGACUAUUUUAAUUUUUGUUCCUGGCUACAUAAAUCUGUGAUUCUGUUAUAAGAAAAUACAGUGGCUAGCGAAGGAAGUAUUUAUGGAAGAACCUUAGCUUUUGAAGAUGCAAUAUCUAUUUUGAUGUUCGGUUUUAUUUUUCAUGCCUUUGUAUCGUGCAAUUCCUUGGGUACACGUGUACACGAUCGCAGUUCGGAGGUGUUUUGGUCGGUGGUAAAUACAAAAUUGCGUUUUGUACCAUCAUUCACAAGUUUGAUCUUUUGUAAACAGAGAAAUGUAAUAAAUGAAUUGUCAGUGUUGAAGGCAA
Molecule: messenger RNA, 2137 nt
Organism: Silurus meridionalis
Lineage: Eukaryota; Metazoa; Chordata; Actinopteri; Siluriformes; Siluridae
Gene: tpst1
Product: tyrosylprotein sulfotransferase 1
Exons: 6
Coding region: 359-1474 (371 amino acids)
Biological process (GO): peptidyl-tyrosine sulfation
Cellular component (GO): Golgi apparatus
Molecular function (GO): protein-tyrosine sulfotransferase activity
Source: RefSeq, a predicted model, not a curated record